CGCGUUGAGGUCAACGAAGACAAUGUUGCAUUGCCAACCACACACAGGAAAUAUGGGCAGCAAAUCAUAGUCAUGGUCAGCGGAACACCACGUGUAGACGCAUCCAUGUCCCUACCGACGAUACUGUACACACACAUCCUGCCUGCCUGCCUGCCUGUCUGCCUGUCUGCCUGCCUGUCGAUGGAUCGAUCUUUCUGCAUGCAUCUCGGCUCCAUCGUCGGACCACGCCGCAUUCUGUAAGUGCCCCCGACCGACAGCAGCAGACGGCCGGCGGAUUUGUCUGUCGUCAUGCUGGAUCUCUCCACAAGUUGGUGGACUUCUUGUCCGUGUCGACGCCGUGCACCACUAUGCUGCUCACCACGUUCACACAUCACAUAGACACAGACACAGGUGUCAAGCCGCUGGUUUGCCUUGUGUGGUGGAUCGCUUCUCUCACCUGAACGCAGCGCUGCCGAGGACGGCCGUGGCGAAAAAGUUGGCCGACUCACGACCAACUACCGAACUGCACACACACACACACAAACACACCGGACUACACACCAGACAACCCCACUUGGAGACCAUUCGUCUGUGUGUGAGUGUGUGUGUGGGGGUUUUCUCCCUCACACGAGUGCGCCGGCCACAGCCCCUCCAGUGCCGGCGUCCAGCGGGUAGGGCACCCCGAUGCGCCGCAGAGCACAUGACAUGAACGACGUCACAACUGAGCCAACGCACACAACCGUCCAUCAAACACACAGACAAUCCGACAAUAAAGCAGCCUGUCUUGUCUGCAGUGCGUCUGUGUGUGUUUGGCUGUUGGAUGGACAGAUGACUUACAGCACCAAGAUCCGAAGUACAGGGCGGUCUUGCCCGUCAGCAGACUCCGACGGCCAAUCCACCGCACGCCGCGCAACACUGACGAGUGUGGGUGGAUCUUGCCCGAAGAGGGCGGCCGAGAUGAUGACACGCCUGCACUCGGCUGCUGAUGAGUGGGAGUGGCAUUGCUGCUGCUGCUGCCAGGUUUGCGCUUGGGUGUGUGGAGUUCUUUGGCGAAUAGAAUGCCGAAGACUGUGCCCGAUACGAUGCCGCGGAAGAAGGACUCGACGCUGCCGUCCAGACAGGCCACCUCGGGCGGCACCACCACCAGCGACAUCGAUUCUAUGGAUAGACGAUGAAAUGAGAGGAGGAGAUGAGAUCUCAACUCACUGCCAACUUCUCACUGCCCGCUGAAGGACGGACAAUGUCAUGUUGAUGAUCUCUUCUCAGGUCACUCUUCGUG
Vitrella brassicaformis is the source of this 1258-nucleotide messenger RNA. The record is from the annotation of a GenBank genome assembly. Lineage: Eukaryota; Vitrellaceae.